AUGGCAACAUCCAUCAAAAAAGUUCCAAAACAUGUCUAUGUUUCUUAUACUGAAAGGCAAGUCAUAAGUUUGGUAAAUUUAUCAAAAAUCGAUGCUUUUCAACAGCAAAUAGCUAAUACAAAUAAGGUGUCACUCUUAAUUGAAAUUUGUGAUCAGUAUCCAAUAGUAUAUGAUAUUCUAUGGGCACUUUCAUUCAAUAAUGAUAUUCAAGAACAACUUCGUUCAAAUACAUCAUUUAUAACAAAACUAGCUUAUCUACCAAAAGAAUCUGAUCAUCAAAUACGAAAAAUUGCAUAUGGAAUAUUAUGGAAUUUGGAAAUAAACCAUGAAGAUCGUACAAAAUUAGCAAUUAGUAAUGAAAGAAGCUUCGAAAUUAUGAUUAGUUAUUCACAUAAAGAUAAAAUGUUUUGUAAGCAAUUAUAUGAUCAACUUAUUAAAUUAGGUUAUCGUGUAUGGAUUGAUUUUGAUCAAAUGCAUGGUAAUGUUAUGGAUGCUAUGGCACAAGCAAUUGAACAAUCAAAUACAAUUUUAAUUUGUAUGAGUGAACAAUAUCAAAGAAGUAAUUAUUGUCGAGCAGAAGCAAAUUAUGCAUUUCAACGUCGAAUAAGAAUCGUUCCAAUUCUUUUACAACAACAUUAUAAGCCCGAUGGUUGGUUGUUAUUUCUAGUUGGUCAAUUACUUUAUGUUGAUUUUACUAAAUAUGAAUUUUCACAAGCUAUGGAAAUGCUAAUCAAAGAACUGAAAGCUCCAGUCAUCUGUGAAAUAUGUUCUGCAAAUGUCUAUUCGGAAGAAGAAGUUAAUGCUACGAUUCCUACGAAACAAAUGUCAUCAGAACCAUCAUUAGCGCUAAUACUUCCGGAAAAUAUUCUCGACUGGAAUCAAACAAAUGUUCAUGAUUGGCUGACUGGUCAUGGUUUGUUGCAAAUGUCUCGUUUAUUCGCUAAUUUUAAUGGUAGAAGUUUAAUGUAUAUGAGUGAACUCAUAGAAAAUGUUGAACUUCAACAAGUUGUAUCUUUAUUACAAGAUGAUUCUCUUCGACGAACAAGUCAAAAUUUAUCAUUAGUUGAAUUAUCUCAUUUUCGAUCUGUAUUUAAUAAACAAAAACAAUCUUUGACGUCUACCAUCGUUACCGAAUCUCCAAAAGUAAAAAUUGACGAAUUAGAAAGAAAAUCUUUCUUUUAUUGUCAAAUAAUUUAA
Rotaria sp. Silwood2 is the source of this 1197-nucleotide messenger RNA. The record is from the annotation of a GenBank genome assembly. Lineage: Eukaryota; Metazoa; Rotifera; Eurotatoria; Philodinida; Philodinidae.